Molecule: messenger RNA, 714 nt
Organism: Papilio machaon (common yellow swallowtail)
Lineage: Eukaryota; Metazoa; Arthropoda; Insecta; Lepidoptera; Papilionidae
Gene: Obp73a
Product: general odorant-binding protein 70
Exons: 6
Coding region: 118-672 (184 amino acids)
Molecular function (GO): odorant binding
Source: RefSeq, a predicted model, not a curated record
CGGGUUCCAUACUGAGAUCUGUCGCGCGCCUUUCGCCUCUCCUCGCACAGAGCGUAAAAUAAUUAAAGAAAAUAUUGUGGAUCUAUCAGCAAUAUUAAAAUAGUGAUUGUGGUAAAAAUGGUUCGAAAAAUCAGUGCUCUCGUGUGUUGCCUCUGCGUUUUUGGUAUAUCUUUGAGUGAUAGUGCUAUAUCGGCGGAAAAUGAGACAAGAUGUCGGAACCCACCGACAGCACCUCAGAAGAUUGAAAGAGUAAUAACGCUGUGUCAGGACGAAAUUAAACUUUCCAUACUCAGAGAGGCACUAGACGUAAUAAAGGAGGAGCACACGAUGCCGGCCCAGCGACGACGCAACAAGAGAGAAGUGCCCUUCACACAUGACGAGAAGAGAAUUGCUGGGUGUCUUCUGCAGUGCGUUUACCGGAAAGUGAAAGCGGUGGACGGCUACGGGUUCCCCACACUGGAGGGUCUCGUGGGCCUGUACUCUGACGGUGUGAACGAGCGCGGCUACUUCAUGGCGGUGUUGGAAGCGUCCCGCGAGUGCCUCAUGCGGAACCACGAUAAGUUCUCCAGGACCGUUCCUAUGGACAACGGCCGCAAUUGUGACGUUUCCUUCGACAUUUUCGAAUGCAUAUCAGAUCGUAUUGGCGAGUAUUGCGGCACUUCUGGACUUUAAACCUUUAAAAAUUAUAAAAAAUACUAAAAGCCGAUAAUUAUG